This is a messenger RNA of Zea mays, 1103 nucleotides long. RefSeq names its product DUF674 family protein. The record is from RefSeq and is a predicted model, not a curated record. The transcript has 2 exons. NCBI's taxonomy places the organism in Eukaryota, Viridiplantae, Streptophyta, Magnoliopsida, Poales, Poaceae. The coding region runs from base 75 to 818 and encodes 247 amino acids.
CAGCCGGGCGAAGCAUCCUCCUCCACCCUUCACCCGUUUUCAAGAAAGUAGCGAAGCCCGACGCCUACGACGAGAUGGCAACCACCACAGCCGCCGCCGCGUUGAGCAUGAAGCUCCUCAUCAACAAGAAGGCGCAGCGGGUGCUGUUCGCGGAGGCGAGCAAGGAGGUGGUGGACUUCCUCUUCUCCCUCCUCGCGCUGCCCGUCGCCAAGGCCGUGAAGCUGGUCGGGAAGGAUGCCAUGGUCGGCUGCGUCGGCAACCUCUAUGCCAGCGUCGACAAGCUUGACUCCACCUACCUGCAGGCCGGCGCCGCCAAGGACGCGCUCCUCUGCCCCACAGUUGUCUCGCCGGCGGCGAACACCCGCAGCUCCCUCCUCCGUCUGCCGGAGCCGUCGUCGGUGCAGCCAGAGAAUCUGUAUAGAUGCACCGGCAAUAGCUACAUCACGGACGAGUAUGACAAGGAGUGCCCGCAAUGUGGCUACUCCAUGUCCAUGGAGACCGUAGUGCACAACUACCGGCCGUCGGCGAGGGCCGCUAGAGGCCAAACGGUGGCGCAGAGCGCGGUGGGAGGGUUCGUGCAGGGCAUCGUGACGUACACGGUGCUGGACGACCUGACGGUGACGCCCAUGUCCGCCAUCUCCAGCAUCACCCUGCUGAACACCUUCGCCGUGGCGGACCUCGGCGACCUGGAGGAGAAGAAGGUGAAGCUGGGCUACAACGAGGGCUUGGCGGUCCUCAAGGCCUCCCUGCAGUCCAAGACGGUGCUCACGGAUGUCUUCAUCCACGGCAAGGCUGCGUCGUCUAGUGCUCGCGCUUGAAGGCCACCGUGCUAGCGGGCGCGACUGGCUCCUGGCGUGAACGAAAUAAGUAAGGUUUGGUUUGCUCUUUUGUGAUGGGAUGGAUCAACUUGCUGCGACGACGUCGUCCGGCCGUUUUAGCCUUUUGGUUUGGGUUUGUACUGAACUGAUAUCAUCUGGUAGCUUUUGGUUGGCGGAUCGCAUGGGGUCUUAUUUGGUUGCGAUGUCGGUGCCGGCGUGCCGCAAAGGGACUGAACUUUGUACACACAUGCCCUGUUCAACGUCCAUGGAUUGCUUGCUGUGUCA